Messenger RNA from Amyelois transitella, 1095 nucleotides. RefSeq lists its product as uncharacterized. The transcript is spliced from 2 exons. The record is from RefSeq and is a predicted model, not a curated record. NCBI's taxonomy places the organism in Eukaryota, Metazoa, Arthropoda, Insecta, Lepidoptera, Pyralidae. Bases 1 to 1095 code for a protein of 364 amino acids.
AUGACCUCGACCACUGUGAAGUGCGCGAACUGUAAUGUAGUGAUCAACGAACUUUUAACAUUUUUACGAAAUGUUGUGGAUUUUAUGGACGAGGAAAGUAUCCAUCAACUGUGUACGUCAACAUAUUCGGCGGAAGAAAUAGUAAAAGCUAAAUCUCUUCUGUACGAUGCCGUGCCGAAUGCGAAGAAAAUGCCUCUGCGCAGGAAGGAAGGGAAAAAGCGAAUGUCGAGGGAUCUCGAUGAUAUUAUUUGUUUAAUGAAGGCUGGAAACAGGGAGUUGUUUCCGAUAUUUGCAGCUGUAGAUAUACAUCGAGUGCCCCCGGUAUCUUUCGAUCACGUCGAUGCUACGAGGAUUCUUAAGGAUAUCCUGAGAAUGCAGAAUCAGAUAGCGGAGCUGAAAGAAAAUGCAGUCUCAAGAGAUGAGUUUGAGGGUUUGAAACAAGUAAUCGGGAAUAUGAAAUUUGCGUCCAUAUUAGAUAACUCAUUCUCAGUUAGCAAAGUGAACCAUAAAAGAGGUGCGUGUCUACAGGAUAGCUUUUCUUUUGAUAGUGGCCCCAUAGGUUUGCAUUACAUGCCAAUAAACACAUCGAAGAGCUCAGCUGAUAUUGAAGUGAAACUCCGUGACCAACAACAGGUUAACGACCGUCCUUCAAAUUCAAAUGAUGACAUAGCAGCUGAGUCUGUCCCUCUCACGUGCAAACAAAACUGCGAGACAAGUAAAAAUUGUCGAGUAGAAGCGGCGAUAUCUGCGCAGAUCAACAAUCCCGAGCGAGAAGAUAACAAUAACGCACAGUCAACGGGUCCGAAAGAGACGGUAUGCGCCCCACCGGAGAACACCGAGUCGUUAUCGCAGAAACCUGUUUGCGAGCAAGCGUCAUGCGCCCGCUCCGCCGCCGCCGAGAGUCCCAUCCCCGUCUCUGUAUGCAGUCGACGGGCGCCCAUCGAUGAGGAAACAUCUCAGCCAGCGAGUCGAAUGCGUAAUAUCAAGGAUGUUUUGAGGUAUCAGGAGGUAUCGGUGGACGAAAGUCAAUCAGCUGCCAGUAGGGAAGACACGGAGUGGCAAAUCGUGCAUAGGUCUAAAUCUAGGCGACGCUGA